AUGGCUUUCUCAGCAGAACCAGUUCGCAACCUCGGUGGUCGCGGGUGCUGGUUCGAGAUCCGCGUCGACGACCUCGCUGGAGGAGAGAUCUCCGUCAUGGGCGUGGGCUUCACCGCUACCGACCCGGACACCUUCUUGAACUCUGAGGAGGGUGAGGCGGCGGCUCCCCUGCCUGGUUGCGCCGCACAUAUCCCCAAAACGUUUGUUGUGGGCUACAGCGGGCGCUCGCUUUACUGGAACGGCGAGCGCAUUGAGAUUGAGCCGGUCUUCGCGAAGCUGAAGCCGGCGCAGACAUUCACGAUCGGUGCCCUGGCCAAUCUUGAUGGCGGUCUGGAGUUGUUCAUCAACCGGAGGUUGGUCUACGCGUUUUCGCCUGAGGCGAACGUCAAGCCGCCGAUGGAAGUGGACGUUCCGUUGUGGGCAGUUGUAGACUGCAGUGGAGGCCUAAAGAAGGCUUCGCUGAUCCCAGAUUCCAUCCUUCCUUCGCCCGAGAAGGAGGGCAUAGAUGAUGAGGCCACCGGCGGUGCCGGCGAGGGAGAGGAUGGUGAGCCUGGUGAUGAUGCCGGCGACGCUGCCUGA
Symbiodinium pilosum is the source of this 579-nucleotide messenger RNA. NCBI's taxonomy places the organism in Eukaryota, Dinophyceae, Suessiales, Symbiodiniaceae. The record is from the annotation of a GenBank genome assembly.